AUGUCUCGCUAUGACGAUUAUCGCUCGUCGUCGGGUACUCUCGACUCGCGCGAUCGCUACGACCGAUAUUCGCGGGGUCCUCCUGUCGCCGAACGUGAACGACCCCGCCGAGUCGACGAGGAGCGUUUCGAGCUGCGCCUCAGCGAAGAAGACCGAUACGGUCCCCCUGCUCGCGCGGUCGGCCGCUACUACGAAGAUGAUUAUCUGUCUCAGCCCUCAGAGCCUCCAGUCACGCCUGACCGCCGCCGCCGUCGUGCGGGGAGCUCCGCCGUUGCUCCUCCCCGGUUGAUUAGGCGGCAGUCGUCUCUUGAUACUUUCGAUCGCAUCCCGCGGCGGAAACUCGAGUCUCUCGAGUUAAGAGACCGAGCAGGUCCUCUCCCUCACGCUCCUCCGCCCCCACGAUUGCAUGUCCCCUCCCCGGGGAGGUACCGUGAGCGGGAAGUGUAUGAGGACAUUCGCAUCGCCGAGCCCGAUUACUACGGGGACGAAGAGUUUCGAGAUAUCCGUGGGAGAGACACAAUGGACCGCCGCAGCCGGCGGUCGAGCAGUGCUGCGAGGCGAAGACAUGAGGAGAAGCCGUAUCCUCGGAAGGGCAAAACCCGUAUUCCACGGAAGUGGGUGCAUGUUCACGCGAUUAUGGAUCUGGGAUACCCUUACAAAGAAGAAGACGAGACAAUUGUCAUUCAGAAAGCGCUGUCGAAGGAGCAAAUUGACGAGGUGAUCAGCAUCAGUCGAGAAUACAGACGGCCUGCAAAUGUUGAAACGGAGUACCUGCGCCUUCGCUCUCCUCCGCGCGAGCGCGUCACCACCGAGCAGCUUGUGGUAGACUCGCGCCAGUCGCCUCGGUCCAGUCAUGACAUGUUCAUUGUUGAGCCGUCCAGAAGUCCUUCGCGCUACCGGGAGGUCGAUUACCGUGACGUGGAUUACCGCGACGUGGACUAUCGUGACGUAGACUAUCGUGACGUCGAAUAUCGCGAUGUCGAGUAUGAAGAGGUCGAACGACCGGUUCGCAGCUUGGCUCGGCCACGCUCUAUCUCUGUUGUGCGGCCACGAUCAGUGCUCAUCCACAGUCACAGGCCAUCGUCUCCCCUCCGGGUGCUCGAGAGCCGAACACACGUGGAAUCCAGGCCUCAUGAGGGGUCGAUGGUACUAGUGCGGCCCAAGCGUAGCGAUCAUGACAUUUCCGCAGAAAUCGUGGACUUGGAGAACGAGAGACGGAUACUACGAGCAGAGCCGCAUGGGGGAAUUGAAAUCACGCGGCAGAAGGACACCGACAUUAUCGAUAGCAGGGGCAACGAAGAAGAAAUCAUUGAUAUUCGCCGUCAAGAACGCUCAGAACCUCGCUCAAGGGUUAUGCGGGCUAUGUUUGCUACCUUGACCUAA
Messenger RNA from Penicillium chermesinum, 1383 nucleotides. RefSeq lists its product as uncharacterized. Lineage: Eukaryota; Fungi; Ascomycota; Eurotiomycetes; Eurotiales; Aspergillaceae. The record is from RefSeq and is a predicted model, not a curated record. The coding region runs from base 1 to 1383 and encodes 460 amino acids. The transcript is spliced from 4 exons.